UGCCCGUCUCACAUUUCCCUGCCCGAUCAUUUUUCUGUUCAUCUGCAACGACGGCUUGCCGUUCAUUUUCGUUCCGAGUCAUCUAGGGAUAUUUUCAAGGGAAUAUUUUUGUUCAGGAGUAACGUGAUAAUUGACGGGGAGGAAAGCACAGUUUAAGUCCGACGUAAGGUAGUGUUCAAAUAAAAUCCAAAAAUCUAAAGUUUGAACUAAUUUGAUCCCCUUAAAAGUUAAAAGUUUGGUGUGAUUGUUUUAAAUCAAUUUUGAGUCUUCUCCCUUUCAAAUAAAGGCGGUUUAAAAUUAAACAACGAGCAAUCCAGAGUUCGCUUCAUACCGGAGUUCUUCUCCCGGAGUUCCAUUGGGGUAUUCUCUUCUGCACAUUUGCCAUUCAUUCCAUACGUAUUUAGAUUCAUUCCUGAUUCUUACCAUUCUUCGCAGUAACCAUUCUUCGCAGUAACCAUUCUUCAGACCAUUAUUGUGCAGUUCUUUUUCUUUGGUUCAGAUAAACAUGAAGCUGCAAGAAUUGAUGAAGGCUGAGUAUGAAGUUUUGAAAGAAGGAGAGCACAUAAGGAUCGCCACUGCGUACGAACACGGAUCUCCACCCAUUGGCAUUGGAGCUUGGACGAGAGUAAGCCACGGCGAAUUGAGUCACGAAGGUGAACGACUAAAAAACGUCAUUUGGCAUGGAAGAACCUACUAUUGUGCUCCAGGCGCUGGCCAAUACCUGUCGGGGGAAGGCAUCUCCUUCCCCAUGACACCAAGAUCUCGAGCCGCCGCGGCCGCACGCAAAGCAGCCGCCCACGAAACCUCUUCUCCAGGCUCUGAUCCAUCAGCAUCCUGGCCUUGGCUGCUAUUAGGCUGUGUAAGUGCGGCUUUCUUGGUAUACUGUUCCUUGCCCAACGAGCAGCGUCAGAGCAUUGGGACUAUCAUGACGAGCUUCCGUGACACUGUGAAAGCUGCUCAGGAAAGCUUCCGGGAUGCCCUGACAGUAGCCAAAGAAACUGUACAGGAAGUGAAGCACAUAUCUGACAUGAUGCACUCUUAGUUUUUUCUUUUUUUUUUUUUGCAAAAUUGCCCUUGCUUUGCCCGGAAUAAGAAAUGCUAUAAAAUUUCUCUUUAAAAAUCCUGUAUAUACUCCCUUACGCUUUAGAAAUCCUGUAUACACACUAAAUUUCCUUUGAUGAUGGACCCUUAUUCCUUCACUGAGUGUGCUUUUAUUGGUUGUUUAUUUAGCAUGUACUGCCUCUGCUCUUGUCAG
Messenger RNA from Cuscuta epithymum, 1255 nucleotides. Lineage: Eukaryota; Viridiplantae; Streptophyta; Magnoliopsida; Solanales; Convolvulaceae. The record is from the annotation of a GenBank genome assembly.